Messenger RNA from Oncorhynchus kisutch (coho salmon), 5096 nucleotides. Its product is annotated as leucine-rich repeat-containing protein 10B-like. Gene Ontology annotation, cellular component: cytoplasm. NCBI's taxonomy places the organism in Eukaryota, Metazoa, Chordata, Actinopteri, Salmoniformes, Salmonidae. The record is from RefSeq and is a predicted model, not a curated record. The transcript has a single exon. Gene Ontology annotation, molecular function: protein binding. Bases 2128 to 3318 code for a protein of 396 amino acids.
CUCUCUUUCCCUCUCUCUCUAUAACCAUGUGAUUUACAUGUUUGACAAUGUUCGAUCAUAUCCCUCAGUUCCGGUUGCUAGGGAGGGAAGACAGUCAAAGGCAACGUUGUCCUCAAACCUCCAGCAGCCGAGACUUGAGAAACAGGAUACUCUAGUUUUAACAAUCCGAGGCGACAGUGAAGUGGACCGAGUGACCGCGCGCAACCGAUAGUUUUCAUAGUAGCCAAUAGAAAAUUCUCCAUCUUGUAAACAGACGACGGUCGCGUGACUUUGAGCAACAAGAUGACAACGUUAACGAUGCCGAAAAUGCAAUAAGUGCACAACCGUUGUCAUCAAAGCGCGAGUGAGUGAGAACCAAAGUGGACUUCGCUUUGCUUUUUCACUUUGCCGUUGGCCAGGUCAACACAUCACCAUCAUCACACAGCUGCGUAGCUGUCUGCGCGUCGCGCCGGGCUCCGAGUUGCUCUCUCGACGGACCAACCGGACAAUCAUCACGGAAAAGGACAUCCAGUGUAAAUCAGACCGUUUCCAUGCGGACCGAAAUCUGCGUCCUCACAUCAUCAGAUCCGUGGAACAGGUGACACUGACAUCUGCUCCGUCUGUUGGGCAGAAUUCAAGCUGAUCUGGGAUGAAAUGUCUGGAGCCUGCGGUUAUCGUCUGUCACACAGGGCAGAGAACGAAUCUACUGAACACUUCUAUGGAGUAAAGUAGCCGACUGAAGCGGACAGCAUUCCAAAUGAACAUAGGAUAUCCAAAUGGCGAGUCUGCAUCUGUUGGAAGUUUGUGGAGCCAUUUUAUCUGUUCUGGGAAGACAUGUAUAGUCUUACUUGCAUUGGUCGACUGCUCUGUCUGACCCAAAACAGAAACAAAGGGACUAUUUGUAUCGUAAAAAUUCAGCUUUAUAUUGUUGAGUUAAUUGAUUGUUGUUAUCACCACUACUUUAAUCAAUACUCAGCUGCUUUUGGUUGUUGAUAAUAAUCAAAUAAUCAAUUACAAAUCCAUCAAUAUUAUUAUAAUGUAUAGAUGUCAGUUGACAUCUCAUGUAAUGUGUGGUGGUCAGGGGCCUAUUAGCAGAGAAUAGUCAGGGACCUAUUAGCAGAGAGGAAUCACUAGCCUAUUAGCAGAGAGGAAUCACUGGCCUAUUAGCAGAGAGUAGUCGGUGGCCUAUUAGCAGAGAGUAGUCAGUGGCCUAUUAGCAGAGAGGAAUCACUGGCCUAUUAGCAGUGAGUAGUCAGUGGCCUAUUAGCAGUGAGUAGUCAGUGGCCUAUUAGCAGAGAGGAAUCAGGGGCCUAUUAGCAGAGAGUAGUCAGUGACCUAUUAGCAGAGAGUUAUCACUGGCCUAUUAGCAGAGAGUAGUCAGGGACCUAUUAGCAGAGAGGAAUCAGGGACCUAUUAGCAGAGAGUAGUCAGGGACCUAUUAGCAGAGAGUAGUCAGGGACCUAUUAGCAGAGAGGAAUCACUGGCCUAUUAAGGAACACGAUGCCCCCUGUUGCUGCGGGUCCUGCCACUGGCUCCUUUCUCCAACAGUUCAGAGUAGUAGCCUCCGACCGGGCUGACCAGCACCAGCCGUUCAGAGUAGGAGCCUCCGACCGGGCUGACCAGCACCAGCCGUUCAGAGUAGGAGCCUCCGACCGGGCUGACCAGUCUCAGAACCAGCAACAGUCUCUGUCACAGCCAGUCCAGCCCCAACCAGACCAGCCCCAACCAGACCAUCUUCAAACCCAGCCUCAGUUCAGAUUCAGAGCAACAGUCCAUAGUCAUACAGGUGUAGAGUCUCAGAACCGGCCUCAGACCCAGACCCCAGAUACAGCCUCGUACACGUCCUCAGACACUGUCCCAUCUUGACCAACCUCAGCUCCAGACUCAGCUCCAGCCUCAGCCCCAGCCUCAGCCCCAGCCAGUGUUGGAGCCCCAGUCUCAGCCCCAGCCUCAGCCCCAGACAGUGUUGGAGCCCCAGUCUCAGCCCCAGCCUCAGCCCCAGACAGUUUUGGAGCCCCAGUCUCAGCCCCAACCCCAUUUUAAGACGAGGCUUCAGCCUCAUCCCCUGAUUCCAUCCUGACUCAGCCAGUAUCCAACGGCAGGCUGUCGGGCCACGGGCGUAGCAACGGGCGUAGCAACGGGCACGGCAUGGGCAACUCCUCCAGGAAGGAGGAGGACGAGGAAGAGAAGGGGAAAGUAAUAGAGGAGGAGAAGAGGAGGAGGAGGAAGAAGAAGAUGAAGGAGGAGAUGGAAGACGACGAGCUGCCCCUAGGGGUGGAGGAGAUGCUGGCGAGCGGAGAUCCCGUCUUGGAUCUGAGCUAUAAAAAGUUCCGCAGGUUGCCCGGUGUGGUCUGUGGGCUACGUCACCUGGAGAAGCUGUAUGUGUGUCGUAACAGUCUGCGGACCCUCCCGGAGAACAUCGUCCAACUGAAGGGCCUCCGCAUCCUGGCUCUAGACUUCAACAAGAUGGAGAACGUCCCGUUGGCCAUCUGUCAGCUCCGUAACCUGACACGUCUCUACCUGGGCUCUAACCGCCUGAUGUCUCUCCCUCCAGAACUACGUAACCUUCAGAGUCUUCGCUGCCUCUGGAUGGAGAGCAACUAUUUCACACGCUUCCCCCGCCAGCUCUACGACUUACCCCACCUCAGGUCCCUCCAGAUGGGGGACAACAGGCUGCGGACUCUGCCCCCGGACCUGUGGCGUAUGGAGGCUCUGCGAGGGCUGUGGUUAUACGGAAACCGUUUCACCGAGUUCCCCCGUGUCUUACUCCGCAUGGUGGAUCUGGAGAUUUUAGACCUGGACAAGAACAAGAUCGAGGUGUUCCCUAAUCUGAGCCGGCUCCCCGCCCUCCGCCUCUUCUCCUAUGACCACAACCCAGUGGAGGGGCCUCCCGGCGUGGGGGAGGAGGUGCUGCUGGUGGGAGAGGGGGCCCAGGAGGAGCUGCAGGACCGAGUGGACAGGAAGGCUAAGAAGGAGCAGGAGGCGAGGGACGCGGAGGAGGCUGCGCUGGCCGGGGAUGGGCCUGUGAUCCAGGGCAUUCUAAAGACGGCCAAACAGAACAGUGCGUCGCACGCAGGGCACAAGCAUGACGAGGCCAUGCCCCUAACCGAGGAGGAGAGGAGGAAGAAGGAGAUGGAGGCGGAAUUAGAGAAGGCGUUGAACGACUACGGGGCGGGGCUUGAAUACGACUUGGAGGGGAUAGAAUACGAGAAGGAGUUUAUAUGUGAGGGGGAGGGGUAUGAUGGCGGGGAGUUGGAGUACGGACGAGGAGAUAUAGACUAUGAGUAUGAUGAGGGGGAGGAGCUAGAGGAACCAGGAAGACAAGUGGGCCGGUAUUGAUGACUGACUAACUUCUCCCCCUCCUAAGCCUCUGACUCCUCCUCUCCUAAGCCUCUGACUCCUCCUCUCCUAAGCCUCUGACUCCUCCCCUCCUAUGUCUAGACUUGUUUGAAAUUGCAGCAGACAUUGCAGGUGACGGACUGAUCUUACAGGUCACCUUGCAAAAUAAAUCACUACUUAGAAUUAUUUGUAGAUCAGUCAGUCAGUCACAAUUUACCCACAAUCCAUCACAGAUGUGACACUCUCGGACACAGCCUCUGACUACUGCAACACUCUCAGGGCUAUAGGAGGUGAUGUGAAGAAAAAAAAACACCCAGGAAUUAUCUAGCAAGGUUAUCAAAAUAGUUUUCCUCUGCCUUUCUUAGCUCCAGCUGUCAUAACAAUGCCCAACUAGAGGGUUGUUGAACUUUUAGUAAAUCUUGUGUGAAAUGAAUUAAUGACUAGCCUCCUGAACCUGUGGCUGUAAUAUAUGACUUUUUCUUUCUCUCUGUAGUUAGCAUUAGGACAGGGCUGACACUAAAUGACUAAACUCAUUAGAUGUUUUUCUAACUGACCUGUGAAGAUAUAUUAAUGCACUGCACGUUGUGGGAAUUGAAGGCUGGAUGGAUGAUGGCUGGCUGGAUUGAUGGAUGAUGGAUAGAUGGAUGAUGAAUAGAGGAUGGAUAGAUGGAUGGAUGAUGGAUGGAUGGAUGAUGGAUGGAUGGAUGAUGGAUAGACAGGAUGGAUGGAUGAUGGAUAGAUGGAUGGAUGAAUAGAGGAUGGAUGAUGGAUGGAUAGAUGGAUGGAUGGAUGAUGGAUAGACAGGAUGGAUGGAUGAUGGAUAGAUGGAUGGAUGAUGGAUAGAUGGAUGGAUGGAUGAUGGAUAGACAGGAUGGAUGGAUGAUAGAUGGAUGGAUGAUGGAUGGAUGAUGAAUAGAUGAUGGAUAGACAGGAUGGAUGGAUGAUGAAUAGAUGAUGGAUGGAUGGAUGGAUGAUGAAUAGAUGAUGGAUAGAUGGAUAGACAGGAUGGAUGAUGGAUAGAUGGAUGGAUGAUGGAUAGAUGGCUGGAUGGAUGGAUGACAGAUAGAUGGCUGGAUGGAUGGAUGACUGGCUGGCAGUGGCAUCUUUGCCAACUCUGCAAAGUGGCAGGACUCAGGUGAUGCUGUGUGUGUGUGUGUGUGUGUGUGUGCGUGUGCGUUUUGAAGUGGGGGUGAACAUAUUACCUUGUAAUGUGAUACAGUUUGUUUGGUCAAUUUCGUUAUGUGUGCAAAGGAAACCUAAUCUCGCCUCAUUAAAUAAUGAUUGAGUUUAUCAGGCUGGACUGAGUCAAUCAUUCAUUCACAGGCAGACCAGGGUAGCAUUUCAAAUGGCACCCUAUUCCCUAUAUAGUGCACUACGUUUGACCAGGGCCCCAUAGAGUAGCACACUAUAUAGGGAAUAGGGUGUGAUUUGGAACACCACCAGGAAGACCAGAGACCAGUAUCAGAGUAAGAGCGCUGAUCUAGGAUCAGAUUAGCCAUUUAGAUCAGAUUGUAUCAGAUUAUAUGGAGAAGGGGUGACCUGGUCCUAGAUCAGAUUGUAUCAGAUUAUAUGGAGAAGGGGUGACCUGGUCCUAGAUCAGAUUGUAUCAGAUUAUAUGGUGAAGGGGUGACCUGGUCCUAGAUCAGCACUCCUACUCUGAAGAUAAAACGGAUUACAUGGACCAGGAGAGAUCUGAUCCUAGGUAGGUCCAUAUAGGCCUAGUCAGUGGAAUAUAUAAAACAGCCACAUGUAAUUAAAGACAACUAACUAUUUUUUCC